AUGAAAGCUUUGCAUAUACUUUGCGCAUCAGCAGCCGUACUCGCUCAAGCGCAAGCAAUAUGGCCAUUUGAUUCAGGUAGUUCAUCGUCUACCAACAGCGACUCGACAGAGACUAGUCAACCGUCGGAUGAUGGAGAGUCAUGGUUUCAGUCAGUAGUGGGCAACUUUGGUGGAGAUGGAAGUGAAUCAAGUAGCACAGAAGGAGCUGCCUCAACAGAUGAUUCUAAUCCUUAUGCGCCGUUCAAUACCACGUGUCCGUCGGGAUCUUUGACACGAGAUGCAAACGACAUUUCGGAUCUAGAAAAGAACUAUAUUCAGAAAAGGCAAGAAAUCACAAACAAAAACUUGAUUGACUUUCUUCAAAAAAAGUCAAAUUUGACUGAUUUCGAUGCUGAAUCAUUUAUAAAUGACAAUGCCAAAGAUCACAAUAUCACUAUAGGGUUAGCAUUUAGUGGUGGUGGCUAUCGAGCUAUGCUUUGUGGAGCAGGUCAACUUUUAGCUACUGAUGAUAGAUUCGAAGAUGCCAAUGAACAUGGUGUUGGCGGCUUACUUCAAUCAGCAACAUACAUCACCGGUCUUUCGGGUGGAAACUGGCUUGUUGGUAGCUUGGUAAUGAAUAACUGGCUUUCUGUCGCAGAAAUAGUCAAUGGGAGUUCAUCGAUCUGGCAACUUGAAGACUCGAUAUUGAACCCUAGUGGUAUUCGUAUUGACAAGACAAUAGCAUACUAUUAUGGCCUACGAGAAGCGGUUUUAGCAAAGGAAGAAGCCGGAUUCGAUACCACUAUUACUGAUAUUUGGGGCAGAGCCUUGUCGUAUCAAUUUUUUCCCGAUGAAAGUGGUGGAGAAAAUAUAACAUGGUCAAGUGUUCGGAACAUGUCUCAUUUUGAAGACCACACGAUGCCUUACUUUAUGGUUGUUAGUAAUGCAAGAAAGCCAGGUGACUUAAUCAUCAAUGAAAACAGUACCGUCAUUGAGGUUUCUCCGUAUGAGUUGGGCCUGUGGGAUCCAUCACUCAAUGCAUUUGCCGAUGUAGAAUAUUUGGGAUCAUCGGUGCACUCGGGGAAUCCAAAUGACACAAAUAUAUGUGUGCGUAAUUUCGACAAUGCUGGGUUCAUUAUGGGUACAUCAUCAUCCUUAUUCAAUCAAGUUUUGCUUCAGUUGGGAAACUACGAUAUCAAUAGUGUUAUUAAAUCAAUCUUGACUGGGUUGUUGUCUCGUUUGAGUUAUGCUGAAUGGGAUAUUGCUUCGUAUGAACCAAAUCCAUUCUUUGGACAAGAGAGUGGGGAAUCUGUUGCUAUGAUCAAGAAUGAAACGUUAUAUUUGGUUGAUGGAGGUGAAGAUUUGCAAAAUGUCCCAUUUUACCCGUUGAUUCAAAACACUCGUGAUGUUGAUGUAAUCUUUGCAUUUGACAAUUCAGCUGAUACUGAUGAAAGCUGGCCCAAUGCAACAUCAAUCAUUCUGACUUACAAAAGACAGUUUGCUCAGCAAGGUAAAGGAACACCUUUCCCCUUUGUCCCCGAUGUUGAAACAUUUCUUGACGAAGACUUGUCAUCGAAACCAGUGUUUUUUGGAUGCAAUGCUUCCGAUUUGGAUGCACUAAUCACUUGGCAUAACAACAGUGAUGUAAAUGCCACUGACGUGCCGUUAGUUGUUUACGUGUCGAAUCAUCAUGAAUCUUACUACUCAAACUUUUCCACUUUCAAAUUGUCGUAUGAGAAUGCCGAAAAGUAUGGCGCCAUUAGGAAUGGAUUUGAAGUCAUGUCAAGAAACAAUUUAACCGAUGAUGACAAGUGGUUGACAUGUGUGGGAUGCGCCAUCAUACGAAGACAACAAGAAAGAUUUGGCCAAGAGCAAAGUGAUGAAUGUAAACAAUGUUUUAAGGAGUAUUGCUGGAAUGGAGGAGUUAAAGAGGCUGCUGCUGUGAGUAGUGCUAGUGGAUUGAGCGAAAUCACUGGACUUAGAACUUCAUCCGCUCAUUCAACAUCUUCUUCAACAGCAACAUCAUCACCUGCAUCAUCAGAAACAACCUCUAAGACAUCGUCAUCAUCAGAUAAUGAAUCCACAUCUUCCGAGAACUCCUCUUCUUCAAAACAGAACGAUGGAGUGAUCAAUAAAGGACAGCCGUCAUUUUUCUUCUUAUUAGGUAAUUUAUUAUUAGCUAUAUUGGCUAACUGA
This is a messenger RNA of Lodderomyces parapsilosis, 2175 nucleotides long. RefSeq names its product Plb5p (gene PLB5). Lineage: Eukaryota; Fungi; Ascomycota; Pichiomycetes; Serinales; Debaryomycetaceae. Gene Ontology annotation, molecular function: A2-type glycerophospholipase activity. The transcript has a single exon. Gene Ontology annotation, biological process: glycerophospholipid catabolic process. The coding region runs from base 1 to 2175 and encodes 724 amino acids. Gene Ontology annotation, cellular component: extracellular region; intracellular membrane-bounded organelle; plasma membrane. The record is from RefSeq and is a predicted model, not a curated record.